Rhinolophus ferrumequinum (greater horseshoe bat) is the source of this 2256-nucleotide messenger RNA. It is a transcript of the gene IFRD1, whose product is annotated as interferon related developmental regulator 1. The transcript has 12 exons. Lineage: Eukaryota; Metazoa; Chordata; Mammalia; Chiroptera; Rhinolophidae. The record is from RefSeq and is a predicted model, not a curated record. The coding region runs from base 249 to 1598 and encodes 449 amino acids. Gene Ontology annotation, cellular component: nucleus.
UCGUGGCCUCGUCCGCCCCGCCUUAGCUCCCGCGCUAAAGAGAAACAUGUAUCGUUUCCGAUCACAGCUCUUCACGGGGAUUUCUGCUGCCGCCACCGCCCGCUCUCACCCCCGCCGCUCCUCGCCUCUGUUGUUAGCCGAAGCCUCGCCUCUCAGCCGCCCGCCGCACAGACCCACGAGUAAAAAGUGCAGCUCCAUCGGCUGAUCCUCGCUAAGUUCCGAGUCUAAGCGGCACCGGGCGUCCCACGAUGCCGAAGAAUAAGAAGCGGAACACUCCCCACCGCGGUGGCAGUGGUGGCGGCGGCUCAGGGGCAGCUGCAGCGACGGCGGCGACAGCAGGUGGCCAGCAUCGCACUGUGCAGCCGUUCAGCGAUGAAGAUGCGUCCAUUGAAACAAUGAGCCAUUGCAGCGGGUACAGCGACCCUUCCAGUUUUCCUGAAGAUGGGCCAGAAGUCCUUGAUGAGGAAGGCACUCAAGAAGACUUGGAGUACAAGUUGAAGGGAUUCAUUGACCUGACGCUGGAUAAGAAUGCGAAGACAAGGCAGGCCGCCCUUGAAAGUAUCAAAAAUGCACUGGCUUCAAAAAUGCUUUAUGAAUUCAUUCUGGAACGAAGAAUGACUUUAACUGACAGCAUUGAACGCUGCCUGAAAAAAGGUAAAGGUGACGAGCGGCGUGCGGCGGCAGCAUUGGCAUCUGUUCUGUGCAUUCAGCUGGGCCCUGGAAUCGAAAGUGAAGAGGUUCUGAAAACGCUCGGACCAAUCCUGAAGAAAAUCAUUUGUGACAGCACAGCUAGUAUCCAGGCUAGGCAGUCUUGUGCAACUUGCUUUGGUGUUUGCUGUUUUAUUGCCACAGAUGACAUUACUGAGCUGUACUCAACUCUGGAAUGCUUGGAAAACCUUUUCACCAAGUCCUAUGUCAAAGAGAAAGACACUGCUGUUUGCAGCGCCCCCAGCACAGCGCUUCACAUCAGCUCCCUCCUCGCGUGGACCCUGUUACUGACCAUAUGCCCCAUCAACGAAGUGAAGAAAAAGCUUGAGAUGCAUUUCCAUAAACUGCCAAGCCUGCUGUCUUCUGAUGAUGUAAACAUGAGAAUAGCUGCUGGGGAAUCUUUGGCACUUCUGUUUGAAUUGGCCAGAGGAAUGGAGAGUGACUUCAUCUACGAAGACAUGGAGUCUUUGACUCAGAUGCUUAGGGCUUUGGCUACAGAUGGAAACAAGCACCGAGCCAAAGUGGACAAGAGAAAGCAGCGUUCAGUGUUCCGAGACGUCCUGCGGGCAGUGGAGGAACGGGAUUUUCCAACAGAAACUGUUAAGUUUGGUCCUGAACGCAUGUAUAUUGAUUGCUGGGUCAAAAAACAUACCUACGACACCUUUAAGGAGGUCCUCGGAUCGGGGAUGCAGUACCACUUACAGUCAAAUGAAUUCCUUCGUAAUGUGUUUGAACUUGGACCGCCAGUGAUGCUUGAUGCUGCAACACUUAAAUCAAUGAAGAUUCCUCGUUUUGAAAGGCAUUUAUAUAAUUCGGCAGCCUUCAAAGCUCGAACCAAAGCUCGAAGCAAAUGUCGCGAUAAGAGAGCAGAUGUUGGAGAAUUCUUCUAGAUUUUCAGCAUUUGAAGACUACUUUCUACGUUCUGUUUUUUUAUUUGUAACUUCUAAUGUAUUUAAACUCUGGAGACAGUUUUUAUCUCGUCAACAUAGAUAGCUUUUGUAGCAGGGGUUAUAUUACUUAUAAUUUAAUGUAUAGUAUUGCAAAUGGUAAGUUCUGAUUGAGUAUUCUCUGUAAAUAGAAUCAGUAAACAUGAAUAAAGUGUUUGUAAUGUUUGGUCAUUUUCUAUUUAUGAAGAGAGUAAACAUAUGGUAUUUCACGGUAAGAAAACUAUUAGCCAAGGUUAAAUACCUUAUACUGUGGUUGUCAGAUAUGUUGAUUAUAAUGCAGAUACUACAAGCUAUUUAAGAUCUUAGACAAACGAGUUCUGGAUACAGUUUGGGGAGCUAGUUCUUCUAGAAAAGCUGCUAUGUUUUUAAUUUUAAAUGGAACCUAAUAAUUUUGUCACUGGGAUCAACAAAGGAAAUUCAAUUAUACCGUAGACCUCACAGCUACACUUCAAGGCCGUUCAGUCCAGCUUUGGGAGUUCAGGAUGAAUUAGGACAGCCAGGACAGCUGCGCACCUUCACCUCUGAGGGCAGUAACACUAAUUUCAUCUGUUGUGUAAGCCUGUGCUCUUUAUUUUGAAAUAAAGAUCUUUUCACACUGAAA